Molecule: messenger RNA, 1838 nt
Organism: Nelumbo nucifera (sacred lotus)
Lineage: Eukaryota; Viridiplantae; Streptophyta; Magnoliopsida; Proteales; Nelumbonaceae
Product: Hydrolase-like protein family
Biological process (GO): lipid metabolic process
Source: RefSeq, a predicted model, not a curated record
AUCAAAGCAGUCCGACAUAUCUCUGUACUCCCCUUCCCCAUCUUUCCGGAAUCUCAAUCCGAACCCCGAUAGGCCUGCCGUCCGAGAGAAACAGAAAUACCGGCGGCUUCUUCUUCAACCUGUUACUCGUGUGAACUUUUCUCUUCUCAUUUUCUAAAAGUAGGAAUAGGGCUUCGUUGCUCGUGCGCGUGAUGGUGACACGGCCACGGGAUCCGUGACGGAGAAGUGCAGCGGAGGAGCAUUUUGACGAUGAUGGAAGUGAUCAAGCCGUCAGGAUAACCACACGGCGACAAGAAUGCUGGCAUAACGGAAAGCGAGAAAAAAGAGAUCUCGUUGUCUUUGUUUGUACUAUUCUUUGUUAUUUAUGGCUUCUGCGCCUUUAAUCCAUGCUCGUUGCAGUUAUUCCCCAAGGAUCAGGCUCAAUAAAAAUGGCGGACAUGGAGGGCCGUCUUCUCAUUGUUCCUCUUCCAGUUGUACCAGUUCCUCACAGGGUUUUCCCUCUAAUCUCUGUAACUCCUCCUCUGGCCUGAAAAAUUUCAGCAAAAAUCGAAGUCUCAGAAUUCAAGCAAUGGGUUCCAAUCAGAGAAACGUUGUAACACCAAAGGGGAACUCAAAGUCCAAUGAGGAACCUGAUCAUCUUCUUGUCCUUGUUCAUGGCAUCUUGGCCAGCCCUAGUGACUGGACAUAUGUAGAAGCGGAGCUGAAAAGACGACUAGGAAGCAAAUUUUUGAUAUAUGCAAGCUCAUCUAAUACCUACACUAAAACUUUCACUGGGAUUGAUGGAGCUGGAAGACGAUUAGCAAAUGAAGUCAUACAAGUUGUCCAACAGACAGAGAGCCUAAAAAAAAUCUCUUUUUUAGCGCAUUCUCUUGGUGGCUUGUUUGCAAGAUACACAGUUGGUGUUCUUUACUCAUCAAAUACAUGCAUAAGUGAUCAUCCUGAUGAUCUUGCUGAUUCUAGUUAUGGAAAGUCAGAAGUUUCAGCAUGUUCUUCAAAAGGAGAUACAAUUGCUGGACUGGAGCCUAUCAAUUUUAUCACCCUGGCAACUCCACAUCUAGGGGUGAGGGGGAGAAAGCAGCUUCCAUUUCUACUUGGUGUCCCUAUCUUGGAAAAACUUGCUGCACCCAUAGCUCCAUUUUUUGUUGGACGAACUGGUCGCCAACUAUUCCUUACAGAUGGCAAACCCAGCAAACCUCCUCUUCUUCUGAGAAUGGCAUCUGAUUGUGAAGAUGGAAAAUUUAUAUCUGCUCUUGGGGCAUUCAGGUGCCGUAUUGUUUAUGCCAAUGUCUCUUAUGACCAUAUGGUUGGUUGGCGAACAUCCUCUAUAAGGAGGGAGAAAGAACUUGUUAAGCCCCCUCGACGAUCUUUGGAUGGUUACAAACAUGUUGUAGAUGUGGAGUAUUGCCCCCCUGUAUCAUCCAAGGGCCCUCAUUUUCCUCCAGAAGCAGCAAAAGCAAAGGAGGCAGCACAAAAUGAACCCAGCACACAAAAUACUACAGAGUACCAUGAUAUUAUGGAAGAGGAAAUGAUACGUGGCUUACAAAGAUUAGGGUGGAAGAAGGUCGACGUCAGCUUUCAUUCGGCAUUUUGGCCCUUCUUCGCCCAUAAUAAUAUCCAUGUGAAGAACGAAUGGCUUCACAAUGCCGGUGUUGGAGUGGUUGCUCAUGUUGCAGACAGCAUAAAACAACAGGAGUCUACCCCAUUAAUUGCUGCUAGCUUAUAGCCACAAAGUUUAUGUGGGUGUACUUAAAAGGCUGUACAAUGUUGUAAACUAGAUGCAAGUAUAGAAAGUUCAUGAUGCUUUUUUUGGCUAUAUAGUAAAACUUUUUUUAUGGAAA